AUGACAGCCUCCACAGAGCCAAGUAAAAAGAAGAACCAAGAUGUGCAGCAAGACGAGGAUUUUGUGGACGUCAGCCCCCCUCAGAGGAACUGGAGGGGCAUCGCCAUCUCUCUGCUGGUGAUUGUGGUGGUUUGUUCCCUCAUCUCCAUGUCUGUGGUCGUCCUUACCCCAGCCGAGGUUCCCGGCAGCGGGAAAUCCAGACUAACGGUGGCCGAUCUGUUCAAACCGGAGUUCAGUGUCCAUGACCCGGAGCCCACAUGGAUCAGCGAUGCAGAGGUGGUUUUCAGGAACUCUGACGGCCACGUCAUCAAGUUCAACUUUGUCCUGAAUGAGACGGAGGUCAUUCUGAACAACAGCACGUUUGUGGCUUUCAGCGUGGUGAAAUAUUCACUGUCUCCGGAUUUGAAGUUUGCACUCUUUGCUUACGAUGUCAAACAGGUGUUCAGGUACUCGUACACGGCGUCCUACAUCAUUUACAACAUAGACACACGGGAGGUGUGGGAGUUGAAUCCACCUGAGGUUCAGAAUGCAGUUCUCCAGCAUGCAGCUUGGGGACGACAGGGACAACAGUUGAUCUACAUAUUUGAGAACAACAUCUACUACCAGCUGGAUGUGAGGAGUAACUCUCUGAGGAUCACCUCCUCUGGGAUGGAGGGCCUCGUCUUCAAUGGGAUUGCCGACUGGCUGUAUGAAGAGGAGAUCCUGCAUUCCCAUCUGGCCUAUUGGUUGUCACCUGACGGAGACCGACUGGCUUUUCUUACCAUCAACGACACGCUGGUGCCCAACAUGGUUCUUCCCCAGUUCACCGGCAGCACCUACCCCAAAGGACUACAAUACCCCUAUCCCACGGCUGGUCAGGUCAACCCUACAGUCAGACUGUCUGUUGUCACUCUGUUUGGAGCAACACACACCCAAGACCUGAUGCCUCCCGAUCAGUUCAAGAUGAGGGAGUUCUAUGUGGUGAUGGUGAGGUGGAUCAGUAACACCCACCUCGCUGUGCGAUGGCUGAACCGUUUCCACAACUCCUCUGCACUGAUGCUUUGCGAUGCCGCCACAGGCGUCUGCACUGUGAAACAUGAAGAAACAACAGAGACCUGGCUCUCCAUGCAGAAUCAGGAGCCGCUGUUUUCCAGAGACAGGAGCAGGUUUUUUCUCUCUCAGCCUGUCCGAUACGGAGCUCAGGGAGAUUUCCUCCACGUCACCAUGUUUACCAAGAAGGUCCGAAGUGACCACAAUGAGAUCCGCCAUUUAACGUCCGGUGCCUGGGAGGUGACGAGGAUAGUCGCAUACGAUGAAAACAACCAAAUUAUAUAUUUUCUGAGUACAGAGGAAUCUCCACAGCAGAGACACUUAUACAGCGUGUCAGCCCUCGGGCUCUUCCCGCGGCGUUGUCUGACCUGCGGUCUGAAGGACGACUGCACGUUCUUCGACGCUGAUGUCAGCCCCACUGUACAGCACGCCAUCCUCACAUGUAAAGGUCCUGGUGUGCCACUGGUUCUGCUGCUGAGUGUUGAAGAUAUAAAUUCGUACUUCAUCUUGGAGGAUAACCUGCCUCUUCGGUCCAUAAUGGAGACGAAGAAACCAGUUCACAUCCAAACCAGGAUAAUCUACAAUGACAACUUUGAGCUGCCUCUGAAGCUCACCUUUCCUACUGACUUCUCUGAGUCCUUCCUCUAUGGGCUCCUCCUUAUGAUUGACAGUUGUCCAGGUCAUCAGGCGGUGACAGAUGAGUUUGGCUCCGGUUGGGAGCGGGCCCUGCUGGGCUCGGAGCAGGUUGUGGUGGCACAGCUUGACGGCAGGGGGUCAGGGUUCAGAGGUCAAAGAUUUCUACAUCAGAUCCAUCAAAGACUGGGCACAGUAGACGUACAGGACCAGAUAGUAGCUCUGGAGUACCUUGUACAGCUGCCGUUUAUCGACCAGACACGUGUGGGAAUCUUUGGAGAGGACUAUGGUGGCUACGUGAGCCUCAUGAUGCUGAAGCAGACAGACAGGCUGGUCAGAUGUGCAGCGGCUCAGUCACCCGUCGUCGACUGGACCAUGUACGCCUCGGCAUUUUCAGAGAGAUACUUCGGCUCGCCUUUGACCGAAGACUCCAGAUACCAAGCGUCUAAGGUCCUCCCCAACAUGAAGGGUCUGCAGGGAGGAACUCUGUUUCUGGCUCACGGAACCGCUGACGCUAAUGUUCAUUUCCAGCACUCGGCAGAACUCAUUAAACACCUGAUAAGGACCGGAGCCAACUACACCAUGCAGAUUUAUCCAGAUGAGGGACAUUUUCUGUCACAACGCAGCCGGCUGCAGCUGACUUACUCUCUAGUAGACUACUACAGAGAAUGUCUGCUGGACGCAGCCUCACUACUGAGCCAGCACGAUGAUGACUGA
Lampris incognitus (smalleye Pacific opah) is the source of this 2379-nucleotide messenger RNA. RefSeq names its product inactive dipeptidyl peptidase 10-like. Gene Ontology annotation, molecular function: serine-type peptidase activity; dipeptidyl-peptidase activity. The record is from RefSeq and is a predicted model, not a curated record. Gene Ontology annotation, biological process: proteolysis. The transcript has 27 exons. Bases 1 to 2379 code for a protein of 792 amino acids. Lineage: Eukaryota; Metazoa; Chordata; Actinopteri; Lampriformes; Lampridae.